AUGAACAAAGACUGGCAUAGUGACCAUUUUUGCUGUUGGCAAUGUGACCAUACUCUUACUGGUCAACGAUACAUUCUUCGAGAUGACCAUCCGUAUUGUAUAAAAUGCUACGAAGACGUAUUCGCAAAUACUUGUGACGAAUGUGCAAAAGCAAUUGGCAUUGAUUCUAAAGAUUUAUCAUAUAAGGACAAGCAUUGGCACGAGGACUGCUUUCUGUGUAAUAUGUGUAAGAUAUCGUUGGUUGAUAAGCCAUUUGGAAGUAAAAAUGAUCGGAUAUUUUGUUCGAAUUGCUAUGAUCAAGCAUUCGCAACUCGUUGCGAUGGCUGUGGAGAAAUAUUUCGUGCAGGUAUGAAAAAAAUGGAAUACAAAGGAAAACAGUGGCACGAUAAAUGUUUUUGUUGCGCACUAUGCAAAAUACCAAUUGGUACUAAAAGUUUCAUACCAAAAAAUGAAGAAGUCUACUGCGCGUCGUGCUAUGAGGAGAAAUUCGCUACGAGGUGUUGCAAGUGUAAAAAGGUAAUCAGUACUGGUGGUGUAACUUAUAAAAAUGAACCUUGGCAUCGAGAAUGUUUCUGCUGUACAAACUGUAAUACAUCAUUAGCGGGUCAAAGAUUCACCUCCAAGGAUGAGAAGCCAUACUGCGCAAAUUGUUAUGGUGAAUUAUUCGCGAAACGAUGCAACGCCUGCGUGAAGCCAAUUACAGGAAUUGGAGGUGCAAAGUUCAUAUCAUUCGAAGAUCGACACUGGCAUAACGAUUGUUUUAUUUGUGCGCAGUGUUCCACAUCCCUAGUUGGCAAGGGCUUUAUCACAGAUGGAGCUGAUAUCCUCUGCCCUGAAUGUGCUAAAGCCAGGUUAAUGGCUGCUAAUUCAUAA
Molecule: messenger RNA, 873 nt
Organism: Thelazia callipaeda (thelaziosis nematode)
Lineage: Eukaryota; Metazoa; Nematoda; Chromadorea; Rhabditida; Thelaziidae
Source: the annotation of a GenBank genome assembly